GACCAUUGUUUAGUGACCAUCGAUUGAUUCUAAAUAUUUCAUUUCUCCGGUUUUCUCUUUUCUUCUCUCUUUCCUUUUUUCUCUUUCUCUAUUAAGUCUAUCUCUUUUCUCUUUCUUUCCACUCGGUGUAUCUCUUUCUUUUUCUCUCUUUUUUUUCUAUUUUUUUUUCUCUAUCAAUUUGUACCAUUUAUAUUACAAUUAUUCAUCUUAUUUGUUAUAUGUAAUUUUUUCUUUUCUUUUUGCGUUAUUAUUCGUCGAGAUUAUUGUGACUGUUUUUCGGCCAUUUUUUUCUAAAGUGGAUUCUAUUCUUUUGUUUUGUUCUUUUCCGCUUUUGGUUGAAUAACACAUCAUGUCUACGUCAGAAUUGGAUAAACAGAUUGAACAACUUAGACGAUGUGAGACUAUCAAAGAGUCCGAGGUUAAGGCUUUGUGUGCUAAGGCUCGAGAAAUACUUGUGGAAGAAUCAAAUGUUCAAAGGGUUGAUGCUCCUGUCACAGUAUGUGGAGAUAUUCAUGGCCAAUUCUAUGAUCUUAUGGAACUUUUUAAACAAGGUGGAAAUGUACCUGACACUAACUACUUGUUUAUGGGUGAUUUUGUUGACAGAGGUUUCUACUCGGUGGAAACAUUUCUACUCCUUUUAGCAUUGAAAGUCAGAUAUCCAGAUAGAAUUACUUUGAUUAGAGGAAAUCAUGAAAGUCGUCAAAUCACACAAGUAUAUGGUUUUUACGAUGAAUGCCUUAGAAAAUAUGGUUCUAUAACAGUGUGGCGAUAUUGUACCGAAAUCUUUGAUUAUUUAAGCUUAUCCGCAAUCAUAGAUGGAAAGAUAUUUUGUGUGCACGGAGGCCUUUCACCUUCUAUUCAAACAUUAGACCAAAUAAGAUUAAUCGAUAGAAAACAAGAAGUUCCUCAUGACGGUCCAAUGUGUGAUCUCCUCUGGUCUGAUCCAGAAGAUACCCAAGGGUGGGGAGUUAGUCCUAGAGGAGCGGGUUAUCUUUUCGGAAGUGAUGUAGUCGCUCAGUUUAAUGCUAAAAAUAAUAUAGAUAUUAUUUGUAGAGCUCAUCAAUUGGUAAUGGAAGGUUAUAAAUGGCAUUUUAAUGAAACAGUAUUGACAGUCUGGUCAGCUCCAAAUUACUGUUAUCGAUGUGGUAAUGUAGCAGCCAUACUAGAAUUGGAUGAUAAUUUGCAAAGAGAUUUCACUAUAUUUGAAGCUGCUCCUCAGGAGACAAGAGGAGUUCCCUGUAAAAAGCCUCAACCAGAUUACUUUUUAUGAGACAUGAAACAUAUGAAUACCACUGAACCCGAGUGAUUGUCGUUUUCUAUUACAUCUUUCGCAUCCUCCUUUACCUCACUCGAUCAUUAUAAGUCACCAUCAUUAUGCAUCAACAUAAUUACCAUCAUCACCAAAGAGUUAGGGCAUUCCUUACUCUUUAAUCAUCACCUUUGCGACCUUCAAUCGAGUGGAAUUAAUUUUCUACUGUGUUAAAAGUUGCUUCUUUUUCCCCUUCCUCUUUUUCCUAAUUCGUCUCUUCAUCUUACAGAAAAGUCGGAUCACUUCAUCAAGUAUAACAUAUACAAUUAAUCGGACAACAAAUUCUUUUUUUCUGCUUUAAAUACCUUUUUCUUUCUACUCACAUUCACUUUUCUCAUUUCUCUUCUGACCUUUCUCUCUCUCUCUCUCUUUCACUGUCACAAACACUCUCUCUCUCUCUUUCUCUCUAUUUCUUUCAAUGCUCUUCUCAUUCAUUUUUACCAUUGAAAAACUAUUACAGAGGAAAAAUACGAGUUCACCUCACCCCUUUGCUAUGUGAUCUUGUUUUUUUACUCAUUAAAUGAUCAUAAUCAAUUUUAUGUACAAAGGUAAAA
Messenger RNA from Panonychus citri (citrus red mite), 1863 nucleotides. It is a transcript of the gene Pp4-19C, whose product is annotated as serine/threonine-protein phosphatase 4 catalytic subunit. Lineage: Eukaryota; Metazoa; Arthropoda; Arachnida; Trombidiformes; Tetranychidae. Gene Ontology annotation, biological process: peptidyl-serine dephosphorylation; double-strand break repair via homologous recombination. The transcript has 5 exons. Gene Ontology annotation, cellular component: nucleus; cytoplasm. Bases 350 to 1270 code for a protein of 306 amino acids. Gene Ontology annotation, molecular function: protein serine/threonine phosphatase activity. The record is from RefSeq and is a predicted model, not a curated record.